AUGUGUACUGUACAAAUCUACGUGCGCAUCAUUUUCCUCUGGCGUCUCGCUGACUUGGGAGGAAAGUCCCACUUCACGGAGCUGAGGCAGAUGGGCUCUGGCGUCAAUUGGAAAUACUUCCCCCGCGGACUCCGCGGACCCCCCUUCGCGCGCUCCGCGUUCCCACCCGCGCGCACCCCCGGCCUUCUCGCCGGCGCCCCAGGGGUCUGCAGCUCCCGGCUGGGGGCUUCGGCCGGCGAGCAGAGGGAGCAGACGGGGCUGUGCCACUUUUUUUGCCCUUUGCGGUGGCUUGAUGCCACAUGGCUCCUCCGGAGCUGCUGCCGGGUAGAGAGCGAGUGUUUUUUUUUCAAUGUCCGCAUUCCAGCUAAUGUUGCGCAGAUAAAAUUCAAACUUGAGGUAAACAGAAGAGGAGGAGGAGGAGGAGAAGGGGAGGGAGCGAGGAGGGGGGCUGUUUCCAUUUCGAGAUCCCACCUCUUCACUCGGCGGAGACCGACAUCCCGAACCUGGAGACAACUCUCGCCUUUCUCCCACGUCGCCCACCUUUGCUGUCAACAGGAAAUCAGGGCAGGGGGCGCGCUUCUGGGAAAGGACGCGGAGUCCGGGCGCUCGGGGACGGCAGCCCGUCGGAGCUCAGACCUCAGCCUCCGGGGGGUCGCAGGACGCGUAGGAGUUUACUGCAUAUUCUCAAAGAGUUGGGGUGUUUUUGCCUUCUGUUUUGAUGCCUCACUGAAUGAACUCGGAGCUACCUGUUAUAGGGAAAAGAUUAAUAGCAGCCUGGAAGCUGAGAAAAAAGUGGAAAAAGCAGGUGUACUUUUAGUGGAACCAAGCAAACCACUGAACAGGAUGCAUCCAGCCUGCGCUUGGAGAUUCUCUGAUGGCUAUUCAACCGGCCCUGUGGCAAUGUCUCCAUUUAUCAUAGUCUGUCAGUGGAGUGGCAAGUUCAGGAGGAAGCAGGGAUUGCCAGUAAAAGUCAUCUUCUCUGGAAAUUUCAAAGAUCAGAGCAAGUCGAUAAGGUCAAGGUGCUGCUUUUCUGAACAGAUAGCUCCAGAGGAUUUCUGCAGCCAGAAAACCACUGCCAACAGAUUGCAUUUACACCCAUGCUAUGUAAGUAGAGGCUUGUGCUCACAACUACCCUCAAAGGAGUUUUGUUAUAUUUUGUUCCUGAAUGAUACUCCAAUACAGUUUUUAAAAUGAU
This is a messenger RNA of Cavia porcellus (domestic guinea pig), 1195 nucleotides long. RefSeq lists its product as uncharacterized. The record is from RefSeq and is a predicted model, not a curated record. NCBI's taxonomy places the organism in Eukaryota, Metazoa, Chordata, Mammalia, Rodentia, Caviidae. The coding region runs from base 1 to 1194 and encodes 397 amino acids. The transcript has 8 exons.